Messenger RNA from Centropristis striata (black sea bass), 612 nucleotides. RefSeq lists its product as uncharacterized. The record is from RefSeq and is a predicted model, not a curated record. The transcript has 3 exons. The coding region runs from base 1 to 612 and encodes 203 amino acids. Lineage: Eukaryota; Metazoa; Chordata; Actinopteri; Perciformes; Serranidae.
AUGUGCCUGCGCGAAAAGCAGACUGGCGGCUGGCAGAACCGGAUUGUGAAUGGACAGGAGAUGGCAGAAGGAAGUGACGGAUCAGGAAGUGAGCUUGAGAUGGAGUAUGGUGGCGGGAGGGACGAAGGCUGGAAUGUUGUGAAAGGGGGGAAAGCUAAGCGUAAACGCAAAGAAAGGGAACAGAAAGGAAGGACUUCAGUGUCAGAAGAGACAGAUAGUGAACAAGCGAAAAAAGGUGAGGAGGAGCACAAAAUAAUAAUUACACUGGAACAAGAAGGUGCGUCAUUUGGGGAGUGGAACCCUGUUCGCAUCACUAAAGCCAUAAAUAAACAAGUGGGAGAAGUGAAAAGUGCGAAAGUUUUGCGCAGUGGAGCAUUGCUGGUUUUCUGUAGAGAUAGUGCGCAGUUGGGGAGAGCGAUCAGGCUGAACAAAAUUGAGGGGAAAAAAGUACUAGCAACGCUAGCUAAGAGUGGAGGUGGUCUCGCUCGAGGAGUGAUCUUUGGGAUUCCGGAGCCGUUGGUGGAUUUUGGCAUUCAGACCAAACUCAAGAAGAAAUCAGGACAAAAUGGUGGCGGCAAUGCACCUAUAAGUUGGAUGCCAGCCGCCAAUUAA